UAGCCUGGCUACAGAAAGUGUUGGGCCAUGCUAAACUGUACACGGUGUACCAGACUAUUGUGGAGACGGUGAGAUACGGCGUGAAAAUGGUGAAGACGCUGAAGAAGACGAGCUGUGACGUUCCUUCAACUUCCCUGAGGUUGGCACCUCCUCAGGGAAGACGCCUGCCUGUGUUUCACAGGCAGUGCGCAAACCAGCUGGUACACGCAGACUGUGUGCUCGUACUCGGAGAACAAAGGUUCCAGCGUGUUCCUUGUUCUCACUGGGAGGGUACUGGGGCCAGCGUGCCCUUCAGCUGGAUUAAUCUUGAGAAAAGAUGCACAGAUAACAUGAGAAAACAUGAGAUUAAACAGAGAGAAUAUGAACAGAAACUAAACAGGAAAUAUGACUUGAAACUGAGAGCAUAUGAGUAUAAUCACAGAGCAUACGAGUUUAACCUGAGAUACCACAUCGAUGAUACUGAGCCUAGAUGCAGUGACUAUCUUGUGCAGAGAAGAAGGGUGAGUGAACUGAAGAUGCGGAGAAUCAACAAAAUGACAAAGCAGAGAGUAAGUAAUCAGAAAGCAUUGAGAAGCUUGAAGGUAAGCAGACAAACAUGCUGUAGCAGAAGUCAGGUAUUGGAAAGUUAUGUAGAGUACUGUCAAGAGGCAAAGAAGGUUUCUAAACCAAAUAGAAAGAAAAUGAGAAGAAGCCAACGUAGACAGGCCUACCACAGAAUGAGGAAUGGUAAGAUGAUCGAAUUGCGCAUGAGUAAGAAGAAGUUUGAGUAA
Messenger RNA from Patiria miniata (bat star), 770 nucleotides. RefSeq lists its product as uncharacterized. The record is from RefSeq and is a predicted model, not a curated record. The coding region runs from base 87 to 770 and encodes 227 amino acids. Lineage: Eukaryota; Metazoa; Echinodermata; Asteroidea; Valvatida; Asterinidae. The transcript has 3 exons.